Messenger RNA from Microthlaspi erraticum, 315 nucleotides. The record is from the annotation of a GenBank genome assembly. Lineage: Eukaryota; Viridiplantae; Streptophyta; Magnoliopsida; Brassicales; Brassicaceae.
AUGCUUGGCGUUUUAGGCCUAACUUCAGCGACGAGCUCUAGAAACUCGAUUUAUGCUUCCGACUUCAAAGCUUCAUACGGGUGUCGAGGUAGCGAUUUUCGCUCGUCCGACGAACUAAGAGCCGUGCGAGGUGCGUGCUCUCGUCUUAAUGAAUGGGUGAUCAGUCCAUGUCUUUUUAGGGUGCAAAGUGCGAGUGCUUAUCGAGUUUGCCUCGAGUUUUGGUUUGACGUCAAACGGGUGCGUGCUUUAUAUCGACAAGUUUCCGCUUAUGCCGUGAUGAGACGCGCUUGUCGAGUUGGAAAGGACUUCAAAUAA